Messenger RNA from Daphnia pulicaria, 2598 nucleotides. RefSeq lists its product as uncharacterized. The transcript has a single exon. NCBI's taxonomy places the organism in Eukaryota, Metazoa, Arthropoda, Branchiopoda, Diplostraca, Daphniidae. Bases 1 to 2598 code for a protein of 865 amino acids. The record is from RefSeq and is a predicted model, not a curated record.
AUGGAUGACGGAAUUCGCUUUAUUGAAGAAACACAGGAGGUGGCGGAAUUAACGAGUGAAGCGUUUGCAGAGCAAUCUAUAGAACCUGAAAAGGAUGGACCAGAAAUUUUUUCGGAUGGGUUGGAAAGCGUUGAUUGGACGCAAUUUGAAAAAGAAACUGAAGAUUUACGACGAGCAAAGUAUGCUCAAGAUCAUGCAGAUAUUGUUCCAGUAGAAACAGAAGAAGAGCAACGCCACCGACAAGAAUUUUUGGAGCAAAAUCGGCUAACAAAGGUGAUGAAGACUCAUCAAUUAGCUCAGAAGCCAAUCAUAGAUGAAAGCAAAAUUAAGAUUUAUUCAUGUGGGAAAAUGGAUGUGAUUUGCGAAUUCUGCGGAGCAAUUCAUUUCAAAGGCGAAUUGGCAAGUGGCAAGAAAUUUAAUCUUUGUUGUUCCAAAGGAAAGGUGAUUCUCCCUCCUCCUAAGGAAUGCCCAGAAUUGCUGCAAAUGUUAUUUACCAACUGCCAUCCUCAAUCUGCGAAUUUCAUCAAAGAUGCCCGACAGUACAACAAUGCUCUCGCAUUUGCAUCACUUGGAGCAUCCAUUGAUAAUCUACGUGGAAGAGGACCAUAUUGUUUCAAGAUUCAUGGGCAACUGUACCACAAUACAACUGCCGUUCAAUACUAUGAUGAAGAAAUAUCCGUUCCUCCCGCUCUCAAGUACGCGCAACUUUACUUCCUGGAUUCUAAUCAAGCGAACGAACUACGAUUAAAUAAUCCAGCAAACAGAAGCUGUGAUAGCGUUCUCAUGGAACAGCUAGAUGCUCUCAUUCGUCGUGUUAAUCCAUAUGCUGUCAUGUACAAAAACAUGCGUCAAGUGGCUAUGGAAGAGGACCGUCAAGCAGCAGUUGAAGGUAGGGCUCCGUUAGUGGUUUCGAUGGUUAUUCAUAACGAUCGAAGAACACAGGAUGAAAGAAGAUACAAUAGCCCCGCAGGAGAAGAAAUUGCGGUUGUCUUUAAAAGCAUUGAUGGUGCACCUCCUGAAAACAGGGAUAUCCGAGGGCAUCUAUUGAUUCCACGGAGAGGAAAAGUUUUCAUUAGGAUUGAUAAUCAAAAACCCAUGUGCGAUCCCAUAACGUACCCAUUGCUUUUUCCGAAUGGUGACAAUGGAUGGGAUCAAAAUUUAAAACGAAGAAAUUUAAAUGAAGACCAAGAUAAUGUUUCACAUAAUCACAAUGAAGAGCAAGAAUUAUUGGAUGGAGAAUCUAGAAUCGCAGACUUACACGAUGAAGAAGUCCAAAUGCAAUCUGAAAUUGUACCGGAACCAGAAUUUGAAACAGAAGUCGACAUUGAUUCUGAUGUUCCAGUACCAAUCUAUGACGUCAACCGAAGAGGACCGCGUUCCAGAAUAACUCAGUGUGAGUUUUAUAGUAGUCAACUUUCGAUACGUAAAGGGAUUUUUAAUGCGGUUUUAUACGGAGGACCGCUGUUUCAACAAUAUGUUGUUGAUGCGUACGUGAAAGUUGAGGCGAACAGGAUCCAUUAUAUUCAAACGCAUCAAAAGGAUCUGCACGUUGCACAGUAUAAUGGUCUUAUGGACUAUAUUACGACGCGAGCUGAAAGAGACAACAUUACUGUAGGGACACCUGUGAUUUUACCUUCGUCUUUCAUAGGUAGUCCAAGAGCGAUGAAACAAGGAUAUCAAGAUGCAAUGGCUAUUUGCAGUAGAUUUGGAAAGCCGACUUAUUUCCUCACAUUUACCUGUAAUCCAAAGUGGCAAGAGAUUACGGAGAGCAUCGAGAGCUAUCAAGUAGCAGCCAACAGACCUGACGUUGUUGCAAGAGUAUAUCAACUGAAAUUAAAAGAACUCAUCAAAUAUAUUCAAGAAAAACAAAUUUUAGGGGUUGUUGUUGCAAGAAUUCACGUAAUUGAAUUUCAAAAGCGAGGCCUACUCCAUUGCCAUGUGUUGAUAUGGAUUGAUCAACAUGACGUUCCUACAACUGAAUCUGAAAUCGACAAGACAAUUUCAGCUGAAAUUCCGGAUCCAGAAACGCACCCAGAACUUCACAAAAUAAUCAUGAGCAACAUGAUUCAUGGUCCGUGUGGUACCAUUAAUCCAAACUCACCCUGCAUGGACGGUAGUAAAUGCACGAAAUCGUUUCCAAAACCUUUUUCACCAUCUACAGUCAUUAAUUCCAAUGGGUAUCCAACCUACAGAAGACGAGACACCGGUAUUUCGUAUCCUCUAAACGACAAGCCCAACUCUCCUCGAGUUGAUAACAGCUGGGUUGUUCCUUUUAAUGCUUAUCUCUCUCUGAAAUACAAUUCUCACAUCAAUUUAGAGUUUUGCGCCUCUGUUACAAGCGUCAAGUAUAUAUUUAAAUAUAUAUACAAAGGACAUGAUUGCGCAAAUAUUCAAAUUAGUAGAGCUGAAAAUCAACAAGGUCAACAGGAAAUAGUGUGGGAUGAAACCAAGCAGUUUUUGUACACAAGAUACGUGAGUGCUCCAGAAGCAUGUUGGCGAAUUUUUAAGUACCCACUUUGUUUCCGAUCUCACGCCGUAAGUCGAUUGGCUGUUCAUCUUCCUCAAGAACAAGCCUGUUUACUUCCAACCAGGAUUUGA